Molecule: messenger RNA, 1546 nt
Organism: Neolamprologus brichardi
Lineage: Eukaryota; Metazoa; Chordata; Actinopteri; Cichliformes; Cichlidae
Gene: loxa
Product: lysyl oxidase a
Biological process (GO): peptidyl-lysine oxidation; collagen fibril organization
Molecular function (GO): copper ion binding; protein-lysine 6-oxidase activity
Source: RefSeq, a predicted model, not a curated record
AUGCUGAACUCCUCCUCCUCGUCAUCAUCAUCGCCGUCGUCUCACAGAGCGCAUCUGCUGCAGAGCGUUAUGAGUUUACACGGAUACACUGAAACUUAGCUUUUUCUCACUGCUCACGGAAUAUCCUUCAGACAUAAAUGAAGGAUAACUGAGUCCAAGACAACCUCGUUAUAACAGUCGCUUUGUCACCGUCGGUUUCCUUUAACCGUGUGCACAAUGGGAUUGCGCGUGUUUGGCACACUGCUUUACGCAUACUCCUGGGUCUAUUUACUUGUUUUCAUCCUGCAGGCUGCUCAGUCUCAAAGGAAUCCGGGAACACAGCAAGGGAAUGACCAAAGAGGAGCCCUCCGGCAGACGCUACAGUGGUCACACAACGGCAAGAUAUUUAGCAUUCUAAGCCAAGGGUCUGAGUAUCAGCCGGCCAGACGUAGGGGCGCAACGCAGGAGCAAGUGCAAGUGCGACCUGUCACAAUCAUCCGGGAUGCGGACACCCAGAGACAACCGGUGGCCCAGCAGCAGCCUCCCCGUCCGGCCUCCAACCCGCAGGGCCAGCGCAGCCUCCCGCUACCGAUCCAGAGGCUCGUGAGAGGCCAGGAACACCGCCAGCAUCACCAAGCGCGUCCCGGUGAGCGCACAGGGACGCAGAGGAGCCGGAGAGUAAAUGAUACCCAAGAGCAGGUCGAUGUCAGGAGAGAAGACAUGAUGGUGGGAGACGAUCCAUACGAUCCCUACAAGUCCAUUGACACCGAUAAUCCAUAUUAUAAUUACUAUGACGUUUACGAGAGACCGAGGGAGAGAGCGAGACCCGGAUAUGGCACAAGGUAUCAUCAGUACGGUCUCCCUGAUCUGGUUCCUGACCCAUACUACAUCCAAGCCUCGGCCUACGUCCAGAGAGUCCCGAUGUACAACCUGAGAUGUGCGGCUGAAGAAAAUUGUUUGUCAAGUUCCUCCUAUAGAGCACGAGACUACGAUAGCCGCAUGCUGCUGAGGUUUCCUCAGAAAGUCAAGAACCAGGGCACCGCAGACUUCCUCCCCAACAGGCCACGUUACUCCUGGGAGUGGCACAGCUGUCACCAGCACUACCACAGCAUGGAUGAGUUCAGCCACUACGAUCUGCUGGAUGCCACCACUCAUCGGUCAGUGGCAGAGGGCCACAAGGCCAGCUUCUGCUUGGAGGACACUUCCUGUGACUAUGGAUACUACAGGCGAUAUGCCUGCACUUCACAUACUCAGGGCCUGAGCCCGGGAUGUUAUGAUACCUACAACGCAGACAUCGACUGCCAGUGGAUUGACAUCACAGAUGUGAAACCUGGCAACUAUGUCCUGAAGAUCAGUGUAAAUCCUUACUACCAGGUUCCAGAAUCGGACUACAGCAACAAUAUUGUGCGCUGUGAUGUUCGCUACACGGGCAACUAUGCCUACGUGUCAGGUUGUCACAUGUCAACAUAUUAAAGAACGACAGUUAUCCACAGCGGCUCAGCGGACACACUGUGUAAAUGACAAAGAAGAGGACUGCACAUGAAGGCAUAUAAAGCAACUUAGAUUU